Prorocentrum cordatum is the source of this 1290-nucleotide messenger RNA. The record is from the annotation of a GenBank genome assembly. NCBI's taxonomy places the organism in Eukaryota, Dinophyceae, Prorocentrales, Prorocentraceae.
AUGCUGGGAGGCGCGACCUGGCGUUUCGGCUCUGCCAUCGUGGGCUCCCCGAUCACCGCCGACUUCGUGAGCCAGGCCUCCGUGUGCGCAACGGCGGCCGACCUCGUGGGGAGUGUGCGCGGGGCACUGCCCCUCGUCUUCUGGAUCGGCGUCGCCGUGGGGUUCCUGCUGGGCCGUUCCAGCAUCUUCGGCUGCAGGCGGAAUAGUGCUGAAGGAGUGCACAGCGCGAUGGAGCUCGAUCGGAGGGGCCGUGGACGCCCCGCUUCGAUAAUCGGACGCCAGCUCGAUACAAAGGCCGAGCCCUCCGGAGCGGAGUGGAACCCGUCGCCCGCGUUUUUCUUUGAGUACUUGGAGUUCGUGACGUGGAUGACCUUCGACGCGAUGUUGCGGACGGCCCCCGAGCACUCCGACGCCCUCGAGGAGCCCGAGGCCGAGCAGUCAGGGCGGCCAACCCAGGCUCCAGCGAAGAAGACGCCCGACCAGACGGAGAAGCCAUGUCACCCCAAGUUAUUGAAGAGCCCGGGCGAGGUUAUUACGUUGCCGCCUGACGUGCAUGUGGAGGAGGGGAUGCCCGACCCUUCCCCAGAUCGUCGGCAUGCCGCGUGGACUACUAGCGACAAGCAUUUGGGCAAGAUCACUGACCUGAAGGCCAUGCUCUCCUUCACGAUCUCGGGGAUCGGCCUCGCCCUGUACCACGGCCACGCAGUGAUCUAUUCCACGCAGCCGCCGAAGGACACGUCGCUGGACGCGCGGGUGCUCGGCAUCCGCGAGACGAAUGAGGCGGGCUUGACCGCAGGGGAUCAGUCCGUUGUAGAUCACGAACGUUGUUGCCGACUUUUGCAGUUGGCCACGGUCCAUGACCAGUUGGAUAUCACCGAGCUAGCUUGCAUGGAGCUGGUGUCUCGGAAAUUACAGAUGUGCGAGCACAGGCAUCGCGAGCGCGCCACUGGCGCCAUCCAGGGCGACGAGCUCCUGGAGGACGCCCAUCUCUACCUGGGCGUCGGCGAGACGCGGGUCAUGGCCAUGGCCCCACCUUCCUUGCUCUCGUCCGUCUCGGAGAAGCUGAAGACGGAGGCCGCCAUCCUGAAGGAGCCACGGAAGAUGAGGGAAGAGCGCGCCGAGCACCAGGCGUCGGCAAGCAGCAAGGAGGGCAAGGGCGGCCAGACAGCACCCCAUGGCUCGGCGCACAAACAGAGCCCAGAGACCACGAAGUUGAAGGCUCAGCUCGCCACGCCCGGCAUGGCCGGCUGGAAGGGCGACGAGCUUGGCCGCCCGCCUGGCGGUAAGUAA